GAAAAAAUCUCCUGCUGCUUCUGCAAUCUGAAGGUUCAUUCGUCGAGCUUGGUACAUUUUUAUAAAAGGUUAUUCAGUUCCUUUUGUUACCACUUCCCUAUACACCAUAAGCACACACCGUGGAGUCGAAGGUUGAAGCUAGAAGACAUGAGUUGGUCACCACAGUAUAACAGAUUGGGACCUCCAAAGGCACCUAAGCGCCGGUACCCUAACCCAAUCCUUACACAAUUGGAGUGUGAGCACCAUGAGGUUGCGAUUCGGGACUAUACACAGGAGAUCAACCACCAUCUGAGCGACUUGGAGCGCUCGUCAAUCGUGUCGAUGGAGAUGAUCGACCUCCAGCCAGAGAUCAAGUGGUACAUGCGCCCAUACCUCCUGGACUUCCUGUUGGAAAUCCAUCAGACGUUUAAACUGGAGCCGCAGACGUAUUUCCUGGCGGUCAAUAUCGUCGACAAGUACUGCUCGAAGAGGGUUGUCUUCAAAAGACACUACCAAUUGGUUGGUUGUACGGCACUCUGGCUAGCUGCCAAGUAUGAGGAUAAAAAAUCACGUGUGCCAACGCUCAAGGAGCUCGUCAUAAUGUGCCGUGAAGCGUACGACGCUGAGACGUUUGUACAGAUGGAACGUCAUAUUCUAAGCACCCUGGAAUGGUCUGUAUCACACACUUCGUUGGAAGACUGCCUCCAGCUCAUACAUAGAGAUAUGAUGGAUAUCCCAACCAAGCACGAGAUUGAAAAGAUUGCAAGAAUGUUUUGUGAAAUCUCGACAUACAAGAGAUGUCUACUACAGGCACCACCAUCACUAAUAGCUAUAGCUGCUAACCUAUUGGCAUGUUCGGUCAUGGACACGCCCAUUGGUGUAGUACAUUUUUACCAAGCAGCGGAGAAAUACGUCAACGAGUUCGAUGACGAUGCUACGUUUGACGAAGAUCUCGAAAACCAGCUCCCUGCCGUUGUAUCUCCAUUUCUCUCUGGCUAUUCAGAAGAUACAAUCUACGAAAUUUCCAAAAUCUCCAUGGUGCUGUUAUUAGCAUUCCAAGAGUGUUCUCAGUCCCUCCUGAACAAAUACGUCGAUCAAGCACCAACGGUUUCAAGGUUCAUAAUGCAUAAGGCAUUUGUAAUGGAACAAUUCCCAUCAUUGGAGGAAUCCACAUUGUUAGGUGCAGAUAUUCCAGACCAUGUGCAUCAAAAUAUUCUAUCGUUAUUACUUCUUCAUCUCAUUAGUGCUGAUUACGACAACAAUGAAGUUCCAUUUACAGCUUUCGAACAACCUCCACAGUUCAUGGCACCACCCCAAAUGCCACAAUCAUCUCCUUUGACGACACCACCAAGUGCAAGCUCAAUGUCCGUCUUCUCUGAAAGGGAAUAUGGAAUGAUUCAUGACACGCCCAUUUCAUCACCUGUGGACAGAUAUGUACAAGCUGGCAAGAGGAAACGUAAUUGGUACGUUGAUGAUUCACCUUUGAAUUCAAAGGACAGGGGUGUAUUAAUGUAAGGGAAAUCCGGUCCCUGACUUAAUUUAAUUUCACGAUACAAGAGACUGGCUUUCUUUCUUUGGGGUACUUAUUUGAACUGCCAGAGAAAAUUGUUUACUAUAUAGAUACCAGGAGUACCAAAGCUCUUUACUAC
Molecule: messenger RNA, 1628 nt
Organism: Williopsis jadinii
Lineage: Eukaryota; Fungi; Ascomycota; Saccharomycetes; Phaffomycetales; Wickerhamomycetaceae
Exons: 1
Coding region: 148-1494 (448 amino acids)
Biological process (GO): mitotic cell cycle phase transition; regulation of cyclin-dependent protein serine/threonine kinase activity
Cellular component (GO): centrosome; cytoplasm; nucleus
Molecular function (GO): cyclin-dependent protein serine/threonine kinase regulator activity
Source: RefSeq, a predicted model, not a curated record